Molecule: messenger RNA, 561 nt
Organism: Suillus paluster
Lineage: Eukaryota; Fungi; Basidiomycota; Agaricomycetes; Boletales; Suillaceae
Exons: 1
Coding region: 197-529 (110 amino acids)
Source: RefSeq, a predicted model, not a curated record
AUAUAGUCGAGUUCUUUCGUUGGUCCGCUCAUCGUCGGCCUUAUCGCGGAUAGCACGGGGAACAUCCGCUACGCGUUCUUUUUCCUUGUGUUUAUGGUAUGGGCGGCUGUGCCUGUGCUCCUCAGCGUGGACGUCGAUGAGGGAAGGCAGGACGCAAGGGAAUAUGCCCAGCUAAAACCUAGGUGACUGAGCGUGGAUGGUGGUUAGGCGUGAGGAUAAUGGGCCUGGCGUGACAGCUCGUGGUAGAACGCGAAAUCUGCUCAUUCACCAAAUGUACUUUGUCGAGAUUUCACGAGAUUCAACCUCAUGUGAUUUCAUUUGGACAGUCGUCCUUGUGUUCCUAACUGCGAUGUUUGUAUGUGCAGCCGGGGUAGCCGGUGGGGUGGCAACUGGAGCAAUACUUUGGUAUGAGAGCAGUAAGCCCUUGGGGGUGACAGCUGUUGUCAUACCAGGAUGUACACCGUUCAUUGUGGUAGUAUAUACUGUCAUCGGAUUUAGGGGUCGUUUGGCUCAAGCUCCUACUGUCUAAUACAUAAUUCAUUGUGGCACCAAUUACAUAAA